AUGCCUACCAAAUCCUCCUCUAGUAAGGGUGUCAAGAAAGGUAUGCCCCAUACUUUCUCCCCUCAUUCAUCAUCCUCGCCCAUCAGAAAAAAUCCAAAACGUAUACAAUCAGCUAUCCGUAAGCAAAUUAACAACAGCUCUCCAGGAACCCCCAAGAUGGAUUCAUCUACCCCAAGUGAGUACUGCGAUCAACUAACAGAGCUUCAACGGGCUUUUCUUCAUGGCGCUACGAAGUAUACUGGUUCUAAUCACUAUGCCUCUGGCGCAGAGAUCAAAUCUGAGAUAUCUUCCCCCACUCCCGCUUCUGUCGCCAAUGAUGAGAACGAGAGUGAGUACAUUUUUGACUUGACUCCUAUCUCAGACCCAAUCUCGGCCCCAUUUCCAUCUACUGAGGAUGACCUUACCUUGCGUCUCGCUACCACUGCUGACCCCACUGGCUACCCUAUCUUUGUUUCUCGAAAUGGACUCUGGGACUGGUAUUAUCUUGACUCUAACAACAAAACCAUAGAGUCUUCCGUUACCCCUGCCAACGAUACGGUCAACGAAAAUGCCAAGAGCACAAAGAGUGAGUUUGCCGAUAAUCUCAGUCAUUCCCUGAACCAAUUUCCCUGCACCGAGGACGACAUGACCUUGUCUCUCUAUCCCAAUCCAGGUUCCAAUUCGACUGAAAAUCCCACCUUUUCUUCUCAAAACGGACGUUGGGAAUGGAUGUUUCUCCCCUCUAACACGGAUAUAGCGUCUCCCGUCAAGGUCAAGAUGGAGGACAUUCCCGAGGGCAAUCCAAGGAUGCAUCGACCAAGCAACCCCAUCUCCGCCUCAUUCUCCACCGCCAACAUGGACCGUUUUCCCUUUCCAAACAGCAUCCCCGACAGCGACGGUGAAAUCUCCACCGUGCCAUCGCUGGUUGAAAACAUAGCCGAGCAAGCCAGAACCGCGAAGCAUGUCAGAUUCUUCAUGAACACUUCCCAUGACAAGCACUUCAUCCCAAUCGAAGUCACCCCUCUCACUGGCAACGAAAAUUGGGAUUCGUGGUUGGCCGCCAUGCGCCUACUCUUCCGCCAGCACUCGGUGUGGCCUAUUAUCACUGCGGAGCUUCAGCCACUGACCCCUGACCAUAACCUGUACCUGUGGUACCAGCGUAUGUGCGACUGUGCAAUCGGCCUCAUCUAUGCCAAUGUCUCUGAGGCGGUCCGCAAGUCCCCUUGUUUUGUGAGCACCGUGCGCGAAGAUGAUCCUGAUGCUUUGAUGUCCCAUCUGUACGCUCACUAUUCCUCGCCUGAUUCCGAUCACGUUCAUGAGGAUGAGUUUGACUAG
This is a messenger RNA of Penicillium coprophilum, 1314 nucleotides long. RefSeq lists its product as uncharacterized. NCBI's taxonomy places the organism in Eukaryota, Fungi, Ascomycota, Eurotiomycetes, Eurotiales, Aspergillaceae. The coding region runs from base 1 to 1314 and encodes 437 amino acids. The transcript has a single exon. The record is from RefSeq and is a predicted model, not a curated record.